ACUUUCAUCUGACAUUGAAACAAUGACGAACAUUGAAAUGAAGAUGAGUCCUUUUUCUGAGAAUUAAUGGAAUAAAACAGGUUGGUUAAAACACUUUGCGGAACUCGGCAUCGGCAUCGUCUACAAAAAUAUCUUAAUCUUGGGGAAAUGAUUGAAUCCUUACUGCUGAGGAUGUGCUGAGGGUGCGCUGGUUGUAUGUAUGUUAAUAACCUUGGUGACUCGAAGAGGCUCCUUAAAUUUCGUGCACUCCAGUGUGAAACUACCUACUUAGAUGCGUGAACUCACAACCGCGCAGUGGACAAGUGGCAGCCGCGGCCGGCGGCAGGAAAUGAUCCAAGCUCAGUAAGUUAGGAAGGGAGUUUAUAAGUAUCCAUAAUGCAGGAGUUAGUCAGCUGCAAGCAGAGGGUAGAUUAACUCUCCACUCCACUACUUACCACACAACAGGUAUAUACAUUACACAAGGUCAAUAACAAGUACCUAUUUUAGUACCAACAGCUACUAGCAACCUAUAUUUCAACCAACUAGAUUUUUAAAGUUAGGUAGGUACUUAGGUAUAUAUUAACCCUUAUAAACAUUGCAGUAACUAGGUAGGAUACCAAAUCAGAAGUACCAAAUAUAUUUUAAAGUUAUCGUAUUAUGUGCCUAUCUUGUGAUGUGGUACCGUAUUAUUGUUUUUAUUUCAGUGUUAUCGGUUCAAGGAGCGAUCAAUUACUGUGGCAAAGAUAUUUGUAACAAUAGCAAACAACAUACUUUAUGUAAAUAUCAGUCGGAGCACCCAGCAGCAAAUUGUAUAAAUUACAAGAGAUUAAUUAACAAGAAUGAUAAAGUUGCAGUAUUGCACAAAAUAAAUGCUCGAAGGAAUAAAAUAGCUGCUGGAGAAAUACGCUCGCUGCCGUCAGCUGCUAAUAUGAUGAAACUGGUGUGGAGCGAGGAGCUGGCGGUGGCGGCGCAGCGAUGGGCCGACCAGUGCACGGGGGCCCCGGGUGGCACCGACAUGUGUCGCGAUCUGGCAACAUCCCCGGUGGGUCAAAGCGUGGCGACGAUAUUCGGGGACGCCCCCGGACUCACCGGCGUGGCGCUGGUCGACGUGUGGUUCACGCAACUACUCAACGUCAACGCGACCAUUAUAGAUAAAUAUCUACCGUCUCCAGAACUGAGCUCGCCGUACGAUGACUUCACGCAGCUGGCGUGGGGUGCCUCGCGCGAGGUGGGCUGCGGCGCCGUGCGGUUCACGCAAGUUUCUGGCGGCCUGAAGAACGUGACAGUUCACAGAUUAGUGUGCAACUUCGCCCCGGCCGGGAACCACCGCGGGGAUUCUGUGUACAAAGAUGGCGACCCGUGCACACAGUGUCCCGGGGGCAGCCAGUGUGAUGACGAAUAUUUAGCUCUGUGUCCAAAUCUAAAGACGACAGUGCCAGUAAACGAAACAAUUGAUGAAGAAAUAAUUAGCAAAAAAGAUUUGAUGAAUGAAAAUACGACCGAACUCGCAACACAUACAGUAAAUUAUACUGCUGCGCCAGAUAAUGAUGAUGUGCUUCCCAUAUUCAAUUACUUUGCUCAUACUAACACAUUUUCGAGACAACCAGUUACAAUACGAACGACUGCUAAAGAAAAUUCUUGUAAAGAGGCCGCAGUAGACGAGUUGCUAGAAAUUUUGAAGAAAAAACUUACUACAGAUCCAAUGUUUAAAGAUAUAUUUUCUCUUAUAAAGAGUUUGGAAGUAGCUGAAUCUAAUUUUAGUGAUGAAGGAGUAGUAGCAUUUGUUAAUCGUUUGUACAGAAAAAAUAACACACCGACCGUAACUGCAAAACGCGAAGACAACUCUAUCAAUUCCACAUUACUAACAGAAUUAGUUGAAGCUGUUAUAUUUAGAAAUGCAGACAAGCAUAAUAAUGAGUAUGCCUCAACAACAUCUAUAACAGCAGAUUUACUUCCCAUAAGUCCAAUAAGAAUUCAGGCUGAAGUUGCCCCAGUGAAGACAAAUGAAGGCUUUACAGGUCAUUACUUCUUCCCUGAAGACAUAACUGAGCAUGGAACUGAUGAAACAAGUGAAUACUAUAAUGAAAAUACAGAGCCACCCGUAACAGACGUAAUCCUGGAAAUAGAAAACUUUAAGAAGCAAUCUGCAACGAGAGAUUUUGUUGAUGAAAUACUUGACCUAGAAACCGCUAGCGAUAGUCCUAUAUCGACUAAGCACCAAUUUAUUCUAUCAGAUAUAAGAUCAAAUAAAGGUACUACAUUCAAGUCUGGUCAGCAUAAUAUAAGGAAAUUUUUAGAAGAUAUCAAUGAAAAAUCGGAUAAAAUUGAACCUUACAAAUAUGACAACAUUCAUAUUCUUGAUGAGAAUAAAGGCUUGCGGUUACAAGAUAAUGUAGCACAAAGGAGAAGAAGAGAACAUGCUCGACCAUUUAUUAUAGGAUCAACUCACGAAAGAUUAAAAUUUGAACAUACACGCCAAUAUCCAAAGCGACGAAUGUCGAGCGCAGUUCCAUCUUAUGUAAUACAAUAUAAGGAAUUAUUAAAACAACUAGCUGCAGAUAUAAAAACAUUUCACUUUAAAGAAAAAAAACACUGUUCAUCAAGAGCUUGCGCUGGGAAUAAUAUAGAUACUACUUUUUUGAUAAUUGUUAUUAGUUUUCUAUUUAUUUAAAUUAUUAAAACAACUUUGAUUUGAAA
Molecule: messenger RNA, 2676 nt
Organism: Plutella xylostella (diamondback moth)
Lineage: Eukaryota; Metazoa; Arthropoda; Insecta; Lepidoptera; Plutellidae
Source: RefSeq, a predicted model, not a curated record